This is a messenger RNA of Metarhizium album ARSEF 1941, 5106 nucleotides long. Its product is annotated as cytokinesis protein. Gene Ontology annotation, molecular function: small GTPase binding; actin binding. Gene Ontology annotation, biological process: mitotic actomyosin contractile ring assembly; actin filament bundle assembly; barbed-end actin filament capping. The record is from RefSeq and is a predicted model, not a curated record. Gene Ontology annotation, cellular component: mating projection tip; cell division site. The transcript has 2 exons. NCBI's taxonomy places the organism in Eukaryota, Fungi, Ascomycota, Sordariomycetes, Hypocreales, Clavicipitaceae. Bases 1 to 5106 code for a protein of 1701 amino acids.
AUGUCAUCCGCAGACAAAUCUAGACAAUCGUCUGGGGGCCGAUCCCUUUUCUCCAGAAGUAAGAACAAGGACAAAAAGCCGACAGAUGGUGACACCUUCGACGCCGCCAGCACUCUUAGCCUCCGGGCAUCUAGGCAUAAAAGAGAUUCCUCCUCUGUGUCUACCGAUAGACCCAUAUCUCCUGAUCCCGGAGUCAACAUGAUGGCGGGAGUGAUAACAUCUAUCCCCUACGAUAAUAUACCUUCCGGCUCACGAUCCCCGAUACCCGUCGAUUAUUUGCCCAACUCUGAACAAGCGCCAGUACGCAGAGAUCCGUUGCCUCAUCACCUUAACAAUAGUGGCAUGGACUUUCAUCAGUAUCCCUCGUUCGAUCCGUCAAGCACUAGGCCCAGAGAGUCUAACAUGACCAUGGCUUCUACUGGUCGCCAGGCCCAGUUUCAACAAUGGGGUCCUCGAGGGAGCACCGCUAGUACAGUAAAUGGUUUACAUACAUCUCGAUACGAAUCAUACCUUAGCGCCAAUGAUGGCCGCAACUCUGGGGACAACCUAAGCUUAUAUUCAGGUAAUGCUACCCAUCGAGAUGUUGGGGGGAUGACACACUCAUCGCAGCUAGCAUUACCAAGUGUCUCGUCGCAGAGUUCCUACGGCUCUCAGCCGUCGCAUCGAGAAUCCCAUCGGCAGACCAAGUUUCCCGGCCCCUUUUUAACAGCCCACGAGGGCUUUUACUUUCCAAAACCCGAUGAUAGUAACGUUAUCGAACAAAUGUUUCUUCAGCUCAUGCAAAAACGAGGAUGGCAUAACUUACCCGAGCAAGCUCGUCGACAAAUGAUGGCUUACCCGCCACAAAAGAAAUGGACACUUCUUUACCAAGAUCGUUUAACUGAGUGGCAGGGAGAGCAAAAGAGAAGGCAGACAGCACGGUCCAAUCACUAUGCCGCACCGGAUAUAACGACCUACUCCGAUGAAGAGGGCACACCGGAAUGGUACGUGCGAAAGGUCAUGGAAGAUAAGCUCGAUGUGAAGGGCCUUGGCAGUCUUGAAGUCAACUUGAGAACACAGCAGAUAGGCUGGGUCAAACGAUUUGUUGAAUGCCAGGGACAGGUGGCGUUGGUCACACUGCUACAAAAAAUCAACCGCAAGACGGCGGCUGGUCCCCCGCCGGACAAUGCACGAGCAGAGAAGAAUUUGGAUAAAGGUUACGACAUUAUUAAGUGCUUAAAAGCGCUUAUGAACAACAAAUUUGGUGCCGACGAUGCCUUGAUGCAGCAAAAGGUCCUGCUCGCCCUUGCAACCUGCCUCAUUUCAGCACGAAUCACAACUCGAAAGCUCGUAAGCGAAAUUCUUACAUUCCUGUGCACUUGGGGUCGCGAUGGUGAAGGCCACAUCAAGGUUAUUCAAGCUCUGGAUGAGCUGAAGACUCAAUCUGGUGAGAAUGGCAGGUUUGACGCUUGGAUGCGCUUGGUAGAAGUCACAGUUGAUGGCCGUGGUAAAAUGGGCAGUCUGGUUGGUGCCAGUGAGGAGGUUCGAACCGGUGGUAUUGGCAUGGAGAACCUGCUCAUGGAAUAUGCCGUCACCACUCUCAUGCUUGUCAAUAUGCUUGUCGAUGCGCCAGAGCAUGACCUUCAGCUGCGAAUUCAUAUUCGGGCCCAGUUCACAGCAUGUGGCAUCAAACGAAUCUUGACGAAAAUGGAAGGGUUCCAAUAUGAGCUUCUCGACAAGCAAAUCGAGAGAUUUCGCACAAAUGAAGCCAUUGAUUACGAGGAUAUGCUUGAGAGAGAGAAUAGCAGCAUCAAAGACAGCAUCGAGGGUGAAGUGAAGGACCUCACCGAUCCAGUCCAGAUCGCCGAUGUUAUACAGCAGAGAAUCCAUGGGAGCAAAGCACAGGACUAUUUUGUUUCAGCGCUGCAACAUCUUAUGCUCAUCCGUGCUCAAGACGGUGAAGAGCGAUUGCGUAUGUUUCAACUUGUUGACUCAAUGCUGAGCUACGUGGCCAUGGACCGACGGUUGCCAAACAUGGACCUUAAGCAAAGCCUCAACUUUACAGUCCAGAGUCUGCUAGACAAGCUGCAUACGGACUCAGAGGCGCGGCAGGCGCAGGAUGAGUCUCUCGAGUCGCGGCAGAUAGCGGAGGCUGCAAUGGCAGAGCGUGAUGAAAUGCGCGCCAGACUUGAACUGGGAGCUGAUGGGCUUGUAAAGAAAAUGCAGAAGCAACUCGACGAGCAAGCGCGAUUUAUUGAAGCCCAAAAAAGGCAAGCGGAGGGUCUGAAAGCUGAGCUUAACAACGUCCAGACAAUCCGUGCCAAAGAAGCUCAGAGAAACGAACUGGAGACCCGAGAGUUGUAUCUGAUGCUGAGAGACGCGCAAGACAUUGCGGCGUCCAAUGCUAUCAAAGGCAAUAAACACUAUGUCGACGGUAAUGACAUUGGCGACACCAAUAACGCGGACACAGCCGAGCAGAUGCAAGGCAUUUUGGACCGUGAGAAACUAAUGGAGCGUCUCCAGAAGCAGCUGGAACGACAAAAGACGCAAUACAAGUUGGAAGGCCGUGUUUGGGGCGAGGCCAGUGGUCCAUCUGACCGUUUACGAGCCUUACGUGAAGAAAUGGACGAUGAUAAUCUGGAAUCCCCAGCUGGGAGCGGAACACCGCCUCGUGAUCUCACGAACAGUGUCUUGGGCAGCGUCGGCCGCCAGACUAGAAUUACUCGGAAACCACUUCGCUCUGACCAAAAUGUUGAAGAUGGUGUCAUUGAAGGAAGUGAAGAAACAGAAGGCGAAGAAGGCGUCAUAUACGAACGUCCUCGUAUUGUUAAGAUGAAGCGGCCGACCAUCGAUCCUAAGCAACAAGCUGGUCUGGUAAACGAACUAGGGUCCAAGGUCAAGAAAUAUGAGGGCAGCGACUCGGAAGAUGGCGAUGUGGAGGCUACACCAUGCCACCCAGGCUUGGAAUCGUCAACACCAAGAACAUCACCGGAUAAUGAGGUACCCGAGGUCGAAUCUGUUGCAGCAGCUCCCCCUCCCCCUCCUCCUCCUCCCCCUCCACCGCCUCCGCCCAUGCCCAGCCAGAUUCUGGGUGCACCACCACCACCACCACCUCCACCACCACCUCCGCCCCCGAUGCCUGGUCAAAUUCUUGGCAGUCCUCCUCCUCCGCCUCCACCACCUCCCAUGCCUGGAGUUAUUCCUUCUGGUAACUACCUACCCCAGCAAUCAGAUUACACUGCUCCGAGUAUUGGUCUCCCUGUGGCACGGCCCAAGAAGAAGCUCAAGGCUUUGCAUUGGGAAAAGGUCGACACUCCAGAGACCAGUCACUGGGCUGCGCAUGCCCCGUCAGCUGAGGAACGAGAAGAGAAGUAUAACGAGCUCAGCCGAAAGGGCAUCUUGGACGAGGUUGAGAAGCUUUUCAUGGCCAAGGAGAUUAAGAAGUUGGGUGGUGGAAUGGCAAAGAGUAGUGACAAAAAGCAAAUUAUUUCUGCUGACCUGCGCAAGGCAUUCGAAAUCGCGUUUGCCAAGUUUUCACAACAUUCUGUCGAGAAGAUUGUCCGCAUGAUUAUUCAUUGUGAUGCUCAAGUGCUGGAUAAUCAGGUUGUCAUGGCGUUCCUACAAAAGGAUGACCUGUGCAACAUUUCUGACAAUGUAGCAAAACAAAUGGCACCGUACAGCCGAGAUCUUACUGGUCCUGAUGCGACGAGCCAGAACCGCGAGCAAGAUCCCUCGGAGCUCACGAGGCAGGACCAAAUCUACUUGCACACGGCGUUUGAGUUGCACCAUUACUGGAAGAGCCGCAUGAGGGCCCUUUGGCUAAGUAAAAACUUUGAGGCAGACUACGAGGAGCUCAAUGAGAGAAUAAAUCAGGUUGUGACAGUUUCAGAGAAUUUGAGAGACUCUGUAUCGCUAAUGAACGUCCUCGGACUCAUUCUCGAUAUUGGCAACUACAUGAAUGACGCCAACAAACAAGCACGCGGUUUCAAGCUUAGCUCAUUAGCACGGCUAGGUAUGGUCAAGGAUGACAAGAACGAAUCCUCGCUGGCAGAUUUGGUGGAGCGUAUAGUCAGAAGCCAGUAUCCUGAAUGGGAGGGAUUCGCCAACGAUAUUGGUGGCGUCGUGACAGCGCAAAAGAUCAAUGUGGAUCAGCUACAGACGGAUGCUAAGAAGUACAUUGAGACCAUCCGCAAUGUGCAAAUGUCUCUGGACUCGGGCAACCUCAGCGACCCCAAGCAAUUCCAUCCGGAAGACCGCGUCAGCCAAAUCGUGCAGCGAUGCAUGAAGGAUGCCCGUCGCAAGGCCGACCAAAUGGAGCUUUAUCUCGAUGAAAUGAUGAAAACGUACAAGGACAUUAUGGUGUUUUACGGAGAGGAUCCUACAGACGAAAACGCUCAACGAGAGUUCUUCGCCAAGCUGGCCAACUUUUUGAUGGAGUGGAAGAAAUCCAAGGAAAAGAACAUUCAGCUGGAGGAGAUUAAGAGACGAAAUGAAGCGUCUAUGAAGCGUAAGCACGCAGCGCAAAAGGGGGCAGCUACAGCGACUCUGGGCGAAGGCAGCCUCUCGCCAACCAACACCGGCGUGAUGGAUUCGCUGCUUGAAAAGCUCAGAGCAGCGGCGCCACAAGUUCGGGAUCAGAGAGAUCGACGUCGUCGCGCACGUCUCAAGGACAGACACCAAGUACGUGUGGCUUCGGGCCAAAAGAUCCCUGACCUGACUGAAGUAUCCGACGCCGAGACUGGAUCAGAAAAUAUUGAGAAGACCAUUGACGUGGAGGGCAAUCCGGCUAUCUGCGCGGAUUUAAGUAAGCCUAGAGAAGGACAGGACGAUCUUGCAAACCGAGCUGCUGCCUUACUACAAGGUAUGCGUGGCGACGGGGAUGAUGCUGCGAAGAGGGAGAGCCUACGGCAAGCAAGAAGGCAGACAGCCGAAGACGAGCGUCGACUAAGAAGACGAAGGAGAGAGAAAGCCGGCACUGGUCAAAUAAGCGGCACUAGGGAGGAAUCAGCUGCUACAGACAGCACUGUGGUUGGCGUACCAGAAACGGUUGAAGAAGAGGGGGAGAAGGAGCCAGAGCCCGACGAAGGGUCUGAAGAGGGAGCGGCCGUAGAAGCGGAAGGCGAGUAA